Spodoptera exigua (beet armyworm) is the source of this 2898-nucleotide messenger RNA. The record is from the annotation of a GenBank genome assembly. Lineage: Eukaryota; Metazoa; Arthropoda; Insecta; Lepidoptera; Noctuidae.
AUGGCUGACAAUCUGAUUCAAAAGUCACAUAAAACUAGUGAGAAAAACAAGUAUAACAACGUUGUUCACCGUACGACGAGUGAAUCUCUUCGACUGAACGAGUCGGAGAAGGGGGUGACUCACCCGACAAGUCUGCAAGCCGCCCAUAACCCAAGGAAAAUAUCUUCAUUUCAGAUCACCAGUGUGACGGUCGGCUCGCGAGUGAGCACUGAUGCUGGCGAAGACUCUGCCGACGAUCUUGAUGAAUCUCACACCGACGACAUAUCGAGGGUGACUGACAUUGAGAAUGAAACGCCUAGUUAUUCCGAGGACACGUUCUCGAAAGAUGAUGUGUUUUACAACGCGUCAAGUGCAUCACUAGGUUGCGCCCCCGUCAUCCCGACCAGCUCGCAAUACGGGCUUGCGAUCGUCGGUCAGGACAACGCUACCAACCAGAUAGGAGGAGCAGUGCCAAAUAGUAAUAAUACAGAAGUGUCUGACAUGCAUGUCAGUGUUACUAACGCCGGAGCAGGCAGCAUCAUUAAUCUCAUAGGAAAUGCGAAACCCCAAGAAGGUAUGAAAGAAAUACAAGAACAUGUUAGGAAUGAACGGUUUAAAGUUGUGAAAAUAGAAAGCACUGAGCCUUUUCGUAGAGGUCGAUGGAUGUGUAUGGAUUACUUGGAUCAUACUACUCAGCAAAAUGCACCAAUCACUAUAAAUAAUAACCUUGAUGUAUCUGAGACUAAUACUCUGCAGGCUCCUGACAGUGGUGUAGUGAUUAAUGAUAGUCAACAUGAUGAAAUGUCAAAUGAUCUGACCAACAAAGGGCCUAAAGAUAUGCAAGGUAACGCUCCAACUGUGCAGCAACUAGAACAAACUCUUCAGAAACAAUUUCCAAUGGCAUCUCCUGGCCAAUCUUUGACUCAACCUCUUAAUGCAGUGCAGCAGCAAAUGCAACCAGUUACUCAGUCUGUAUCAGUACAGUCUCCACCCUUAGAAAUGCCACAACAGAUGCCAAAUCAAAAUCUGCAGGCAAACCAGCAGCAGGUGGGACAGCAGCACCCCCAGAGUAUGACGCACAUCACUAUGCAAAAUGCUCCACAAAACCAUCCUCAACAGACUCAACAACAGCAAGUGCAACAGAUCCCUCAGAGCUUCCCUCAGCACCAGCUUCAGCAAGUCAUUGCUCAGUCUCAGGGCAUGGCGAUGCAACAAAUACCAAUGCACCAGCAGAUGCCGCAGCAAAUGCAACAAAUACCAAACCAACAAAUGCAGCAAAUGAGUCAACACAUGCCCCAGGCGCAGAUACCAAACAUGCCUCAAAUGCAGCAACAAAUGCCCCAGAUGCAGGCUAUGUCAAAUCAAGGACAGAUUACGCAAGUGGCCACUCAGCAGCCACAAAUGCAACAAAUGCAGAUGCAGCAAAUACAAGGCCAACCUAAUCCACAAAUGCAUAUGCAGCAGACACAAAUUCCCAACAUGGGACAAACUCAUCACAUGCAAGGACAGCAGCCAAUGGGUGCCCAGCAGGCUCAACUCCAGCAUUUGCCAAGUCAAGCGCAGAUACAAGCUCUGCAAAACCAACAAAUACCCAAUCACAUUCAACAGAUGCAGAUGCCUACUCAACUCACUGGAACUAAUCAACAGAUGCCACAGAUGCAAACUCAAAUGCAUCAGUUGCCAUCACAGCCCCAGCAGUCAGUUGUACCUGGCAUGCAUCCUCAAAUGCAACAGCAGGGAAUGUCUGGAGUUCAGCAGCAGUACAAUCAAGCUGUGAGUCAGCAGUCCAAUGCUCAGUCUAUGAUUACAGCAACCAUGCCAUCAUCACAGCAGCAAAUGGUUCAACCUCAACACACAGUUCCUCAAUACCACACACAGCAAUCACAGAUGACCCAGCAGGGGCAAACUUUGCCUCAAGAGGUGCUCACUUCUAUAGUUACAUCACAGCAAGGUGCAACAUUACCUUCAAACCUACAACCAAUGCCUUCUCAACCACAAGGCUCAACAUUACCUGCGAAUCUUCAGAGCCUUACUGCUCAGCAGCAGCCUAAUACUGUACAUACUAUUGCUCCGCAGCAAGGGAAUGUGCCACAAGGAAACAUGAUGAUGACCGCAGCUCCACAGAAUAUGCAGAUGACUCUAGACGGGAAUCAGCCUAGUAUGAUACCCGCCUCAGAUCCUAUAUUCAUGCAGCCUACGAAUGUCGGUCAACAAAUGCCUGUCGGCCAGCACAUGGGACAGCAAAACCUGUUACCACAACAAGUGGGAGGACAGGCGCAGAUGGGCGGCGUGCAAUACGUGUCCAACCAACCCGUAGCGCAAGUCUCAAUGGCACACCAGAACAUUCCGAUGAUGCAGCCCAGCAUGCCGGUCGGUAUGGGCGGUGGAGUUCACCCGAACGUGGUGCAGUCUCAGACCAGCAUGGGUCUGAGCUACGGGAACGUGGUGCCGGUGAUGUCGCAGAGUAGUGUAGCGCCGGUCGAAGCGACCGUCUCGGGGACUAAUUCGCCGGUGGUGUCGAUGCCAGUGAGUUCUACCGCGUACGUAGCGAACACGGCGCAGCCGGGUCAUGACAGUCAGGGCUUCGGUAGCCCCGUGAGUGCGGUGUCUCAUGCCAUCAGUGGCGCGGUGAUGACCAGUGUGAAUGUGAAUGCAUGUGAUAGUGGUGCUCCGGAUGUGUCUGCGGACACACUGCAGGCUGGAGAUACUGGUGAUGGCAAGGAGGAGCCGCAGCCCGCGCCGCCACCAGAGGAUGAAAGAAAAAUAAUUGUAGUUUCCAAUGCAACUACCUACACCAGGAUAAAUAAUGAUUACUUAACUAUUGAAAUUUAUGACAUUAUCCUUCUGAUCAAAAUCACAUACACCAACAAAUGUGGUGAAAUUCGUCUCACAAGAAAUGGAAGUAUCAAGGCAACUUAG